This is a messenger RNA of Bombyx mandarina (wild silkworm), 2186 nucleotides long. RefSeq names its product cyclin-dependent kinases regulatory subunit. NCBI's taxonomy places the organism in Eukaryota, Metazoa, Arthropoda, Insecta, Lepidoptera, Bombycidae. Gene Ontology annotation, molecular function: cyclin-dependent protein serine/threonine kinase regulator activity. The record is from RefSeq and is a predicted model, not a curated record.
CAAUCGAAACGAUUGAAAUUCAAACCGUAUGGUUAAAAAAAUUACUCUAACCCUUAUCGCAAUUGAAAAUUAUUAAUUUUAUUAAACGCAAUUAAAACUACAGUAAUGCCCGUGGACCAGAUUCAAUAUUCGGAAAGAUAUACAGAUGACGUCUACGAAUACAGGCAUGUCAUCUUACCACCGGAUAUAGCCCGCAUGGUGCCAAAAUCCCAUCUUAUGACAGAGACAGAGUGGCGAAACCUUGGUGUUCAGCAGAGUCCCGGCUGGCUCCACUUUAUGGUGCACAAUCCGGAACCCCAUGUUCUAUUAUUUAGAAGACCUAGAACUGAUAUACCGGCUCCCUUGAAUGGCUUAGAUACAAAUACUAGUUCUGCUGUGAAGGUUUGACUGUUUUUGUUGCAUAGGCAUAUUUUUAGGUGUCAUAGCUUAAUAUUAUUUAAAUUGCGUAUUGAAACUAUUAUAGUUAAAACAAAAUAAAAACUUUUCAGUUUAUUAUAAAUUAGCAGACAUCAAUUAUUAUUAUAUUACUUUAUUUUGUCUCAGUCUAAAUUCAAAUCGGGGGUUUUAAUAUAAUUAUUCAUGACUUUGGAUAACACAAAGGCUCGUUUGUGGAUAAUUCUCUGGAGGAGCUUGGAUGAGGCUCAUAAGCUCUAUACAAAAAGACUAAAGUACAUUGAGAUGUUACUUGUUUAUUAUUGAGAGUAAAUUUAACCAUAGAUAGAAUUUUAACUGUGACCUCCUAAUUAAUAUAAAGAAAUACAAAACUGUGAAGUUAACAUAUUCAUUAGAUAACUGUUUAUGAAAAAAAUAUUAACACUAAGUAUGUGUUAGGUAAUAAUUACAUUAAAAAUGUACCAGUAUAUAAUUUGCGAGUAGGCAAUAUAAUCAGAACUCAUUAAACUUAACAAAAAUUCUUGAAUCAAAUGUUGAAUGAAUGUAAAACUUAGCACAUGCAACUACUAAUACUUAUAGCAGAAUAUAUUAUUUUUAUGAUAGAAUAAAAUGUAUUUACAUGAUUUUUAGUUAAAGAAGAAUAUUUGUUUUUAAAUAAUGUUAAGAGAAUACUUGUGUUACAUUAAAUAUAAAUUCUAUGAAAAUAAUUACCAUUCAUCAGCAUAGUGUUACUCAGUGUGACUAUGUUUUCUGAUAAAUUAUUGGGAUGUAGACUACAUCUAAGUAGUAUAAGUUCUUUGUGAACAUAACAGCAACUUAUCACAUGGGUGGGUGCUCCAAAGUGAGUAUGAUUUUAUUAAAUGUAAUUCUGUUCUAAAAUAUUGUUCUGCAUUAGCUAUUACACAUUCAGAGAUGUAGUUACUAACUUGUGUAUAAAUCUUAUGAUUUAAAAACUGACAAAAAGAAGGAUUUUUCUUGUUUAUUCUGUCUUAUGCCUUGAAACAUUGACUAAAACGAUCCUUCCUUAAUAUGCCUUAUUUUAUUUUCGAACAUUUAUUUUUCUAGUGGAAAAUCAAUAUACUGAAAAAUUGUAGUAAUAGAAAACUGUUAAUGUUAGUUCUGUUUUUACAUUCAAUGUUAAAUAGUAGUAGUUCAAAUGAUCCCCAAAGAAAUAAAACCAAAUUUCAAUUACCAUAACACAAAUAGUAUUUUAUAAUGUUCACUUGAUUUUUUCCACAUAGAAUUUACUUUUGUAUUUUCAUCCGGAACAAUCCAAAUCUUUCAUUAUUGUAGUAAAUUCAUAGUAAAAAAAUUCUUCAUCAAUAUUGAUGCUGAUAAUUUUGAGGGCAAACAGUUAUAGUUUCUUAGGCUAGUACCACUGUCUUUGUUUUAAAUCGAAGACCGUGGUAGGUCCGGUAAUAUCAGCAGUAAUUAUUUAAAAAAAUAUUGUACAGAACAUAUUUUAAUCCAAAACAGAAUAUAUUAUGCUGUGGUUUUCGUAUCUCGAUUUAUGAAAAAUGACUGAAAAUUGCCUAAAAACGAAUGUUUUUUGAGAAAAUAUUCCUCUACCUUUCAGUUGAUUACGAAAUUGGCUUGGCUGCAAACGCGAAACUAAUUAAUAAUUUUUUCUUAGCAUGAUACAAAGACUGCAGGAGUCAUAGAUAGAACAUCAAACAGUUAUGUUUGAAUCUGCGUCUGUUUCAUCUAAGGUAUUUUCUUUAUCUUAAGAUCGAUGCCUCCUAUGAACACUACGCUAACUCCAAAUUCGUAGGUUUACAGGAGGAGUGUUUAAA